Molecule: messenger RNA, 4517 nt
Organism: Sardina pilchardus (European sardine)
Lineage: Eukaryota; Metazoa; Chordata; Actinopteri; Clupeiformes; Clupeidae
Gene: mtrr
Product: 5-methyltetrahydrofolate-homocysteine methyltransferase reductase
Exons: 15
Coding region: 343-2580 (745 amino acids)
Biological process (GO): homocysteine metabolic process
Cellular component (GO): cytosol
Molecular function (GO): FMN binding; [methionine synthase] reductase (NADPH) activity; flavin adenine dinucleotide binding
Source: RefSeq, a predicted model, not a curated record
UUUUAAGUGACAUGCAGUGCUUGCUUCACAAUGCUAUUAAUAAGCCUGUUCGUGUAACUUUUCGGUGAGACAUCGACAAGCAGCCUUUGUCAACGAAUAACUUGAUUCUACCUCACUGACUUGUAUGAAGUUAUCGAACCUAAAAUCCUCUUAACACAGACACUUCAAGCCACAUCAAUAUUUAUUUUACGUCUCUUCAUCUGAUGAUUUUGAUGGAUCAUCAUCCGCAGAUCUUUAGAAAUGGGGCACUAGUAACAGUUAUGGGUCUUCCAUCUAGAGUCACGGUUCUUGGUUUUAAGAUCUACAGAGAGUUGCUUCCUGAUAUGAUGUAAUGUCCGGUCAAUGAAUCUUCGUGGGCUCACUCAUGUGCUGUGCUUGUAUCGCCACACAUUACUACAUGUUUUACAGUCUUCGAUAUAUUACUCAUCCUCGUCGCUGCAUGCGUUGGCUUGGACCUAUGUCAUGCCGUGUGAGUUGAAGCGUAGGUUCGUACUUCUUUAUGGAUCGCAGCGUGGACAAGCACAGUCUAUCGCCGAGGAACUUUCUGAUCAGGCAUCAGAGCAUGGAUUAGUAGCUGAGUUGUUUUGUUUGAGUAAGAAAGAGAAGUACAACUUGGAGAAGGAAACUGCUCCAGUAGUUUUCAUUGUUUCUACUACUGGAGAUGGGGAGCCUCCAGACACUGCCUUGUCAUUUGUGAAGACGAUCAAGAAUAAGAGUCUGCCUCGAGACUACUUUGCUCAUCUUAACUAUGCAAUCUUAGCUUUGGGAGACACAAAUUAUGCGAACUUCUGUAACUGUGGGAAGACCAUUGAUGGCCGUCUUCAGGAACUAGGAGCAAAGCAUUUCUACUCCACAGGAUAUGCUGAUGAUGGUGUUGGGCUUGAAAUAGUCAUUGAUCCUUGGAUUGAAGGAGUGUGGGAGGCAAUCAAGAAGUCUGUAGCAGAGAUGGCCACAUCAGGACAACAGGACACUGGUUCUGCUCGGAGUUUGCACACCACUGAUCUUACUGCUGCUGCUGCUGCUGCUAGCCAGGAGAGCACACAGGCAUCUGGAUUAGAUGUAGGUGUAGCCUCGCUAACACUCAAGGACAAGCCAGCCCAGGCAUCCGAGGGGCCAAAGGUGGAGACGGGAGAGCCUAAACCUGCUGUGCUGGAGGCGUCGUUGACACAGUCUAUGCCGCCACUGUCAGAAUCCGCGCUGAACGUGCCUUCUCUUCCCCCUCCAUUCCUCAAUGUGUCUCUGGAGGAUGCACCUGCCCAGGAGUUGUCUGGCCCAGUGUGUCAGGACCACCAUCAACAAGUGUCCAUUUCAAAGACAGUCCAGCUUACUCGGGACGAUGCAGUCAAAGUAGCCCUCAUGUUAGAGCUGGACAUUUCAGGGAAGGACAUGCCCUAUCAGCCAGGAGACUCCUUCGACGUCUUGUGUCCCAAUGAUGCCAGCGAGGUGCUGACGCUCCUCCAGACACUGAGGCUGGAGCAGCAGAGCCAUCACCGCGUUCAGCUGGAGCUCAGGAAAGACACCAAGAAGAAAGCUGCCCAGCUUCCCCCAUACGUUCCAGUAGGCUGCACCCUGCUGUAUCUGUUCACCUGGUGUUUGGAGAUCAGGAGUGUUCCUAAGAAGGCCUUCCUGAGGGCGCUAGUGGAGUGCACCGGCGCGGCCCCCGAGAAGAGACGCCUGCAGGAGCUGUGCAGCAAGCAGGGCGCGGCCGACUACAGCCGCUUCAUCAGGGACACCAGCGUCUGUCUGCUGGACCUCCUGCUGGCCUUCCCAUCAUGCCACCCGCCCCUGAGCCUACUCAUAGAACACUUGCCGAAGCUGCAGCCAAGGUCCUACUCAGCAGCGAGCUCUGCCCAGAGGCAUCCAGGCAAGCUGCACUUUGUGUUCAACAUCGUAGAGUUCCCAGCAUGCCCUGAGCGGCCGGCGGCCAGGAGAGGUGUGUGCACGGGCUGGCUGUCCAGCCUGGUCUCCGCCAUUGUCCAGUCGGACAGCGCCGUGCAGGGUCCAGUAGAAACCACCGCUAGUGCCUCACUGCCUAUGAUAUACGUGGGUCUGCGCCCAGGUAACGCUUUCCGCCUGCCCUCUGACCUCUCCGUUCCCAUGGUAAUGGUGGGUCCUGGCACAGGCGUGGCUCCCUUCAUCGGCUUCCUCCAGCAAAGGGAGAAGGAGAGGGUGAAUAAUCCAGACGGUUGUUUUGGGGAAACAUGGCUGUUCUUUGGCUGCCGCCACAAAGAUCGAGACUUUCUGUUCAGAGAGGAGCUGGAGCGGUUUGUGGCCAGCGGCACCCUGACCCACCUGAAAGUCAGCUUCUCCAGAGACGCCGCCGAGGGGGGUCAGUCCCAGUCCAGCCCCAGAUAUGUCCAGCACAACCUGCUCCUUCACGCCAAAGAGGUCGCCAGCAUCCUUCUCAAAGAGAAGGGCUACUUCUAUGUCUGCGGGGAUGCUAAAAACAUGGCCAAAGAUGUCAACGACGCCCUGGUAGACAUGAUCGUGGCCGAGACGCAGGUGGACAAACUGGAGGCCAUGAAGACUCUAGCCGCUCUGAGGGAGGAGAAGCGUUACCUGCAGGACAUAUGGACCUGAGCCGCGUCCAGGGGGGGCCGUGUCCAGAGACACCCCCCCACGGUGCUGACCUAAGACUGCCUGCACGGAUGAGCAGUUUUAAAGAGGCCAGAUGUCAGUCACUGUCUCCUCUCCUCACCUCCUGCCUUUUCAAAGACUGCACAUACUGUAGGACUUAGACAGAUGCAUCAGUUGAGCGGUUUGAAAUAAUGAUCUCCAGCAAACUGGACUCGAAACUUGAAGAAUUUUACUCAAGAAUGUGUUUGUGCCAGGAGCCAUGUGCAUGUGCAUAUCGCACACAGGUACGCACACACACACACACACACACACACACACACACACACACACACACACACACACACACACACACACAAACUUGUGCCUUGCAUCCAUAAACUGUAAUGUAUGACACAGCAGUCGUGGUGAGGAGACUAUUCUCCAGGCCAGAGGCUUCAGUGUGGAAGUGAAAAGGACAUUGGUAUUGAUUAGUAGGCUACAGUUGAUACAGUAUGUCACUGCCUCACAUGCAAUAUAUAAUGUCCUCACCAGUAAACUAAAUCAUGGCAGGCCAUCACAGUUAAGCGAAGUAUUUGCAGAAUAUCUGUGCAAUAAACGCCCCAAAAUCUCUAAUAAACUGUACCUUUCAACAGGCAGGCUGUGAAGAAUUUCUUCAUGUGUCAAAGAAUGUUAAUAAGGGAAAAAAAACAUCUCAAAUGGCAGAAUUGGUAGAUUUGUGUUUCUCCCUCCCUCCUCAUAUGAGGUUUUGACAUCUCGUGGUGUAGGCCUACUCCAGAGGUGGAGGAUUCUGGUUCUAUCUUGACGGUGCUUUUCGUGUUCAUUUCACAGUGUCAAGAAUCCACAUGAAACACGACAUAAAUCUAUUUAUUCCCUAAAAAUGCGGCCCCUUCUUAGGCGAAUAAUUUCCUCAUCUGUCAUUUCCUUUUUCCUGUUUCUUCAGAGUGCUACUUUUGCUUCUUUACUUGCCGUCCAUCAGAGCAUUGAUCUCCGAGAUGUGUUGGUUGUGGUGUUUGUUUGGUGCUGCUGUCUAUAUUUGAACUGAAAGCAAAAUUAAGUUCAAACACUCGACUUCGGCUUUGAUUAAAUCAAUCUUUUGAUAGAGCUUUGAUAUGUGCAAUUAAUGGUGCAGGGGAUCGUAAAUCCCACUUCAUUCACACAACACACCAGAAACGAGCCGUCAUCCAAAAAGGCCUCUCGGCUGCUCUGAAUGCAGAACAAUACUCGUCGGCUCUGCAUGCAGACGACUGCUCAGCCCGCCGGUUCACACGUCCACCAGCGGUGUCUAGCCGGGCGCGGAGCACGUUGAAAGGGCCCUCGACGGGGGGAUGAUUCACUGCGACAGCUUUUCAGUGGGUCAGAGCCGUAAUGAGAGGUGUUCAUCAUGAACAAAUAAGCAUCUAAUCCCUAACCCCCGCAGAGGCAAGCGAGUUCACCAGCGCAGGUCUGCGGCAUGCUACUCAUAUCACUGCCAUGUUACAACCCCCAUUAGCAUCGUGAGGGACAGGAGGGGUGCUAGAGUUUUUUGUUUUUUUUCUACUCUGUCAGCCCGCUCUAACAAGAUGUUUUCUCAUUAUGUUAAUUAAGGACAUCCGUUUGACACAACACAUUGUUUUCGGUUGAAUAAUUGAAAUGGAAAUAAAACUUGACUGCACUAAAGUGAUGCAUUGGGCAUUGUAAACGUAUACAUCUUUGUAUAGGUGUACUAUGUCUAAUAUGUCUUACUGCAUAUAAUACAUAUGCAUAUGAAUAUUAUAUAUAUCUGAAAUGUGUGGUUUUUAGUAGCAGGUACUUUUAUCCAAAGUGGAAUGGACUUAAUUCCACAGUCAGCAAUUGUCAGGCACCAACGCCACUUUAUAAAAAUGUCUACCUGCAUAACUGUCAUGGCAGACACACCAUAGGAAGAUUGAUUGAAAUAAAUGAUGUUUCCAUUUUUUAAUUCA